This is a messenger RNA of Naegleria lovaniensis, 1131 nucleotides long. RefSeq lists its product as uncharacterized. The record is from RefSeq and is a predicted model, not a curated record. The transcript has a single exon. NCBI's taxonomy places the organism in Eukaryota, Heterolobosea, Eutetramitea, Acrasida, Naegleriidae. The coding region runs from base 1 to 1131 and encodes 376 amino acids.
AUGUUCCAACAAAUCAAAGAGAAUGUUUCAAAUUUCUUCGACAUCUUAUCUUAUGUGUACUCCUUCAUGACGGAAGGCUAUGAUAUGAAUCGGAUUUAUAAAAUUAUGGGAGCUACUGCUGCAGGAGCUCUUGGCUUGUACAUGGGAAAAGUCUAUUUUAAUGGAGGAGUGGUUGAUGAGAAGUUAUUGCACGAAUCGGAUUUAUCAUCCCGAGUAACGAUUGUAACAGGUGCUUCCUAUGGAGGCAUUGGAUAUGAAACCGCAAAGGUCAUGUAUGAAUUGGGAUCUGAUGUUAUUUUAGCGGUUCGGGAUCAAAAAGCUGGAGAGUUUGCCAAGAAGCUCAUGAUGGAUGAGCCUCCAAGGGUGAAUAUAGCCAAUAAGAAGAAGAAGGGACAAAUUGUGGUCAUGUCUAUUGAUUUGACUGAUUUGGAGAGUGUUAAGAAAUUUUCUGAAGAAUUUAAAAAGAAUUAUCAGCGAUGUGACUACUUGAUUAAUAAUGCUGGAAUCAUGAUGUGUCCACAUUCAGUCACCAAACAAGGUAUUGAAAUUCAAUUCGGUACAAAUCAUGUGGGUCACUUUUUAUUGACUGAGCUAUUGAUGGAUAAUAUCAAAUCAUGUAAUGGUAGAAUUAUUAACGUUUCCUCAAUUGCCUCCAUUUGGUUAUUACGUAAGGGAAAGAAAGACAUUGAAGGGUUCUGCUCCUUCAAGGAGAAUGUUGUCAAGGGUGACUGCAAGGAUGUAGCAGAUAUCUUUGAGCUCUAUGGACGAAGUAAGCUUGCCAAUGUGUUGUACUCUCGAAAAUUAGCACGAGAAUUGUCAAAGGACUCGACCACUAGUGCCACUACCUACAGUGUUCAUCCGGGCUCAGUUCGAACCAAUCUCACGAGACACAUGGGCAUGUUCAACUUGAUCUAUGCUCCUUUGGCAUGGUAUUUCUCAAAGAACGCUUUUCAAGGAGCACAAACAACACUCCACGUAGCUCUUGCUCCACAAAAAGAUUUGGUUAAUGGCGGCUACUAUGCGGAUGCAAAACUGGCUCGAGCCAAUGCAUUUGCUGACGAUCAAGAAUUGCAAGACACCUUAUAUGAGACAAGUUUGAAAUUGUGUGGACCUUAUUUAAAGACAAAUUAA